AUGGAACACCCUGCUUUUACGCUUUCUGGAUUAUGCGUUGUCGGUGGCACCAUGGGCUGGGCCCGUAAGGGCUCUGUGCCUUCAUUGGCUGCCGGCAUCACUUUCGGCGCCAUUUACGCCACCGCUGGCUACUUGUUGAAGAACAACCGUGACUGGGGUUUGGAGAUCGCCUUGGGCGCCUCUACUGCUUUGCUUGCAGCCGGUAUUGGUAGAUCGAUCCCAACAAACUUCUCCAAACCUGUGCCUUUGGUGCUUUUGGGGUUGGGUGCUUUGUCCACUGCUUACUACGCCAAAAAGUACAACGAAUUCUACCCAAUUUGGACUUGA
Molecule: messenger RNA, 327 nt
Organism: Candidozyma auris
Lineage: Eukaryota; Fungi; Ascomycota; Pichiomycetes; Serinales; Metschnikowiaceae
Exons: 1
Coding region: 1-327 (108 amino acids)
Cellular component (GO): membrane
Source: RefSeq, a predicted model, not a curated record